Molecule: messenger RNA, 7023 nt
Organism: Neofelis nebulosa (Clouded leopard)
Lineage: Eukaryota; Metazoa; Chordata; Mammalia; Carnivora; Felidae
Gene: LZTS3
Product: leucine zipper tumor suppressor family member 3
Exons: 5
Coding region: 3023-5134 (703 amino acids)
Biological process (GO): regulation of dendritic spine morphogenesis
Cellular component (GO): dendritic spine
Source: RefSeq, a predicted model, not a curated record
AAAUCUCCCUGGAGUAGCCUGAGCCAAGUGCCCCAAGGCCCCUGCUCCCCUGGGAUGAUCAGGGAUGCUGUCCUGGGAGGCAGCAUUUGGAUUGGUCCUUGAAGGAUGCAGGGUGGGCAUAGAGAUCUGGGAAGAGAUUUUGUGUGGAGUGGAGAGGGGCUCGGGUUAGGGGGAAUAGGAUGGGCAGUAGGAGAUGCCUUGGCCUGCCGCAAGCUCUGCUCUGGUUCUGGGGACUGAGAGAAAUGCCAGGCCUUUUACCCAUAAUACAUUUACUUCUUAAGAUUCCUGUAAGGUAGGUGUGAAAACCCGAGGUGAAAUAACCUGCAUGCGUUCAUCCCUAAUCAGUUCAGCUGGGAUUUACACUUGAGCUGAUGCCUCCAGAACUCCUUCCACUGUUCUUGGUGCUGCUCUUGGAAGAAUUUAGGCAGAGCGGGGACAAGAUCAGUUUUGCCCUUUAGAAAGAGUCCUCUGGCAGCUGUGUGUAGGAGGGAGUGCAGGGGGAAAAGGCCAGUAAGGAGCCCCCAGCAAGGGUGCUGGCAAGAGGGGCUACUGAAAGCUUUAGGGGGUAAAUGGGUUGGUAUAGGAGCCUCUGAGACCAAAAGAGAAGGGUGGAAUGUUCUUAGCUUUAGGAAGGACAUAGGCAGGGAGGGGUUGAGUGGUCAUGGGGUUGGAGGGAUCUGCCCAUGCAAACCCCAGAUAUAGUUCAUUUGCCCCUUUGCGACCAUCAAUACUGUGCAUAAUGCCCCAGGCACUGAAGGUUGAUGGUACAGAGAGGCAGAAUUGGGCAACCUGUCAUCUCAGGUGCUCGAGCUGAUGCCAUGAGGCUGCCUAUGCAGACCACACUCAGCUACCUGGGCCAGUUCAGGACCCGGACCCAUACACGAAGCUCAAACCCUUCCUCUGGGCUCAGUUUCUGCCUGUCAGGGAAACAUAUGCCCCUCUUUGUCCUGCCAGCUCCCUGCUGGGGUUUUGAGAAAAGAAGCUGCAGCAGUCCAAACUUGGGAGAGGCAAGGGGCAGGGAACAUUUGCAUGGGGUUGAUCAUGACAGGUUAGAAAUGGCAAUUCACUCUUUGGGGAACGAGGCCCCAGGGAGAGCUGCUGUGAGUUGACAAUCAAAGAUUCCCCAGGUAGAGCAGGAGAUGGUCCCAGGAGACAGUCCUGGGAACACCUCAUUUCCAACUAGGUCUCUGGGCAUUGAGCUUGUCUGGAGACCACACACAUUCCAGGGAAAUAGUGGGGCAGAGUGGCAUACAAUCAGCCCCAACCUAUGGCAGGUUCUUCUUCCCUGAAUCUCAGAGAAGGUAGUACUGCAUGUUUGUAACGCACCGUACAGCUCAUAAAGCACCUUCGCAAACAUUAUCCUCUGUCACUGUCAUGAUCAAUGUGAUCACUUCUGAAGUUUGCUCCUGCCCACAUCCAGGCAUCUGGUGUAGCCCCCUUGCCUAGAUCUCUAAUCUCACUAUUGGCACCUUCCUUCACCAUAUCAACAUACUCAGGUUUCUACCAUGCUUAAUUUAAAAUUAGAAAAGAGUCUUUGGAUCCCAAACCACCUUAAACUACUGUCUUCUCUGGCCUUCUCUUUUAGCAGAGAACUCUCCCGUCUUUGCCUCCAGAUCCGUCUACUCCUCUAGUCUGGCUUUGCUAUUCACCACUUUUCUGAAGCCAUUCUCUCAUAGACACCAGUGAGGUUUCCACCUGCCAAAUCCAGGAUACACCUUCCAAUCCCAAUUUUACCUGGCCUCUUUUUACUACUGGGAGCUGCUCCCACAUUCUCGAAGCCCCCCAGCUUGGUUUGCAGGGCCUGUCUUCUUCUGGCCUCCGUCUUGAGUCCACACUGCCUCCCAGACUUCCGGGGCUCUGCUCCCCCUAGCUCGAUGCUGGGCUCCACCCACACCACCCUUGAAUGCUGACCACCCCAGUCUCUCUUUCCAUCCAGUAGGUGAGAGAGAUCUUUCUCUGGUCCUUCCCAAAGUACCUGUUUCCCCAAACAGUCUCCCUCUGUUUUGUUAAGGGUGUCACAUCCACCCUGAUGCCCCAGCUGAGAUUCCUCCCUUGCCCCCACCAUUGAACCCCAUCUCUAUGAAGUUUUGCCUUUUCUUCCUCCCAACCCUGCCCAGGCCUUCCCACUGGUUUCAGGCUUCAAGCUACUCAGCCUUCAUCCUUCUAGUCCCCAGCUGCUCCCUACACUGGACCCAAGGAUGCUGAGAAGGGGGUCAUGCUUAGGGUGGGAGGGGGAUUUUUGAGUUGAAGGGUAGCUGGGCUGGAGUAUGUGGGGAGUGGGGGCAGUGCAGGAACUAGAGUGAGGCAUGAGAGGUAAGAAGGCACUCACUCUCAGGGUCCUGCAUUUACUGAUACUGCACUUAAAUUACUCACUAGGUGCAUCCCUGGCCUCACCCUAGUCUCAGCCCUGCAUGUGUGGACAGACUGGCUCUAGGGAGGGAGGUGGUACAGUACUCUUCUCCACCCCUGGGGGGCAGAUGCUGAGAGAAUGGAAUUUUACAAAGGCAGUGGGGACUGGCUUGGUGGUGAACUUCCCAACCACUUAAAGCUGUAAUUCCAGGUGUGGUAGCCAAAAGACUCCUGAAGGGCAAGAUUUUUGUCAGGAUCCCCUGGUCUGGGGCCUAAUAGCAAGCGCACGGCAUGAGAAUAGGCAUCUGGGUAGAAGACAGUCUGAGGGGCACUGAGGUGCCACCUGGACCCCUUCAUCUUCGUAGAGAAGGAGGGCUCCUUGCCUGGUUUCUCAUGGGAGUAGAGGGUAAAAGCCUGAAGGGUGCCCCUGCCACCUCUGACAAACGUAUUUGAGGGUCAACAUCCACGGCUGGCACUGCCUGGUGCCUUUGCCUCGCUAGAUUAUGCGGAUCUCUGGGGCAGGUGUUUCCAGGUGUGGAUUUGAGACAAAAGAACCAGGAAGCGGGGCCUCCCAGAGCACAGAGGAGAAAACUGCAGUCCGGGAUGGCUCAGUCGGCCCGUCCAAAGUCGCACAGCUGGUUCGGGCCGAGCCCCGACUGCGAGAGUGAGGCACAUGGCCCCUGCAGACCGGGCCUCGGAGGGUCCCAAGCUUGAGGACCCGUCGGCCCCCCACCCCCUUGGAAAGUGCCCCCUUGGCUUAGUCAUGGCGAAGCUGGAGACACUACCUGUGCGUGCUGACCCAGGGCGGGAUCCUCUCCUGGCCUUUGCCCCUCGGCCCUCUGAGCUCGGACCCCCAGACCCUCGCCUGGCCAUGGGCAGUGUGGGCAGUGGGGUGGCCCAUGCCCAGGAGUUUGCCAUGAAGAGUGUGGGCACCCGCACAGGGGGUGGGGGCAGCCAGGGCAGUUUCCCCGGCCCCCGCAGCAGUGGUGGUGGGGCGAGCAGGGAGAGGCCAGGCCGCUACCCCUCAGAAGACAAGGCUCUCGCCAACUCCCUCUACCUCAACGGCGAGCUGCGGGGCAGUGACCACACUGAUGUCUGCGGCAAUGUGGUGGGCAGCAGUGGUGGCAGUAGCAGCAGCGGUGGCAGUGACAAGGCCCCACCACAGUAUCGUGAGCCCAGCCAUCCGCCUAAGCUCCUGGCCACCUCUGGCAAGCUAGACCAGUGCUCAGAGCCGCUAGUUCGGCCUUCAGCCUUCAAGCCCGUUGUACCCAAGAACUUCCACUCCAUGCAGAACUUGUGCCCCCCGCAAACCAAUGGUACUCCUGAGGGGCGACAGGGUCCUGGUGGUCUCAAGGGCGGACUAGACAAGUCUCGGACCAUGACCCCAGCGGGCGGGGGAGGGGGCGGCCUCUCAGACUCCGGCCGGAACUCACUCACAAGCCUGCCCACCUACAGCUCCAGCUAUAGCCAGCACCUGGCGCCCCUCAGUGCCUCCACCAGCCACAUCAACCGCAUCGGCACUGCCAGCUACGGUGGUGGCAGCGGCGGCAGCAGCGGUGGUGGCUCGGGCUACCAGGACCUGGGAACCUCCGACAGUGGGCGGGCCUCCAGCAAGAGUGGGUCGUCCUCCUCCAUGGGUCGGCCAGGCCACCUGGGGUCUGGGGAGGGUGGAGGUGGAGGCCUGCCCUUCGCGGCCUGCUCACCACCCUCGCCCAGUGCUCUGAUCCAGGAGCUAGAGGAGCGGCUGUGGGAGAAGGAGCAGGAGGUGGCAGCCCUGCGGCGGAGCCUGGAACAGAGCGAGGCCGCGGUGGCCCAGGUGCUGGAGGAGCGGCAGAAGGCGUGGGAGCGCGAGCUGGCUGAGCUGCGGCAGGGCUGCAGUGGGAAGCUGCAGCAGGUGGCCCGCCGCGCCCAGCGCGCCCAGCAGGGCCUACAGCUGCAGGUGCUGCGACUGCAGCAGGACAAGAAGCAGCUGCAGGAGGAGGCAGCCCGGCUGAUGCGGCAGCGGGAAGAGCUUGAGGACAAGGUGGCCGCCUGCCAGAAGGAGCAGGCUGACUUCCUGCCCCGGAUGGAGGAAACUAAGUGGGAGGUGUGCCAGAAGGCAGGGGAGAUCUCCCUCCUGAAGCAGCAGCUGAAGGACUCGCAGGCCGACGUGUCCCAGAAGCUGAGCGAGAUCGUGGGGCUGCGCUCGCAGCUGCGGGAGGGCCGGGCCUCGCUGCGGGAGAAGGAGGAGCAGCUGCUCAGCCUGAGGGACUCCUUCGGCAGCAAACAGGCCAGCCUGGAGCUGGGUGAGGCCGAGCUGCCCGCGGCCUGCCUCAAACCUGCGCUGACCCCCGUGGACCCGGCGGAGCCCCAGGAUGCCCUGGCCACGUGCGAGAGCGACGAGGCCAAGAUGCGCCGGCAGGCCGGGGUGGCCGCCGCCGCCUCGUUGGUUUCCUUGGACGGGGAGGCGGAUGCUGGCGGGGAGAGCGGGACGCGGGCCCUGCGGCGGGAGGUGGGGAGGCUGCAGGCCGAGCUGGCGGCCGAGCGGCGAGCCCGGGAGCGCCAGGGAGCCAGCUUCGCGGAGGAGCGCCGCGUGUGGCUGGAGGAGAAGGAGAAGGUCAUCGAGUACCAGAAGCAGCUGCAGCUGAGUUACGUGGAGAUGUACCAGCGCAACCAGCAGCUGGAGCGGCGGCUGCGGGAGCGCGGGGCUGCGGGGGGUGCCAGCACACCCACCCCACAACACGGCGAGGAGAAGAAAGCCUGGACGCCCUCCCGCCUCGAGCGCAUUGAGUCCACAGAAAUCUGAACCCCACCCCCCCCACCACCACCACCACCAACAUGGGCAUGUGGCCUUUUGACAAAUGCCCUGUCAAAGGCCAGAGUCCACAGUGUCUCCUCCCCACCUUCUCUCUUCCCCAUGUCCCCCAUGUCCCCAGACCAAAGAGGUUCUCAAAGCAGCUGUGACCAGACCCCUCCCCUCCCCCCACUGGGGGCCCUCCGGGCCCUAUGGCUGGGCAACCCACUCGGACCCUCCUCCCAAGGAGGGGAUAGAGGGAGGCAGAAUGAGUGGGGGUUGAGGGGCCCAGGCAGCAGGGGAGCCCAUGCUCCCCUUAUUAGUGCUGCUUUGUUAGAGAUGGAGAUAGCAGGCCUGAAGUGCCAUGAGGUGCCCCAGUCCCUUGGUAGGUCUGGGCUCCUACUGUUGGCCACCCCGGUGUCCAGUGAUGCUCUCUGUGGUCACCUCCUAGGCCAUGUAGCCUGAGAGGGCCUGCAUGGGAUCUGCUGAAGCUGACAGACCUUGGGCUCCUGGCCUCUCUCCUUCCUGCUCUAUUACCCCUCCCUGGGCAGAUUGGCAGGACAAAUGGGAGCAGAUGGCCUGUCUGUGGUUGAGAGGGCUACUUGCCCAGCCCCUCCCCCGCCAAGGUCUCUUGGGCUUAGGCCUCAGAGCCUGGCCUGGUCCUGAGUGUAUGUCUGUAUGUGCGUAUCAGGCCGGAGGGGAGGCUGGGGUGGAGGUUCAGUGCCCGGGGAAGAUCUGCCCUCCUGUACUUGGGAAGGUUCGCCUGGAGGCUUUUUAGCUCUACCCCACCCUUCUGGCCAGGAUCCCACAGGGUGAUAGCCCCAUCUGCUUGGCUCACCCCACACCCAGGGCCACUGUCCGGCUCUAACUACAGCUAGUAAGUGCUACCUGCCUCUCAGGCACUCCCCUCACCCAGUUUCUGAGGUCAUAUGAGUGUCUGUGAUGUCUUCCUGUGUCUUCUCCCACUCGAUUCCCCCAGCCUCCCUCUGCUUUCACGCUCAGAACAUCAUUGUCCUAGGCCGCCUCUUCCCCCAAACCUCACCUUUUCUUCCAGUAGAAAAUUCUGCUUGAUCUUUGGUGCACUGCCCACUUCCAAGCUCCAAUGGGCCCAAGCCUGAGCCAGAGGCCUUUGUUUUGGGGGGCGAGGGGGAUGGUUGUGAUUGCCCUUGAAGGACAAAGCUGACCUGAGAGGAAUACUGACCCCUGAGUUCCCAGGACCCUGGGUUUGCCCAGGGUAGGCCUGCAUGGCCAUCAGUGGGGGCUGGGACAGCAAUGUCACUUCCCUCUUGGUAUCCUCUCAGAGUCUAUCUCCGCAAGACAGGAAGGGAAAGGCAAAUUUCUAAUUCACCAGCAAUAAAAAUUAGAGGAGGCUUGGCCCUCAACCCUGUAUUUCUCUCUUUUCACUCUCUUCCUCCCACCCCCAAGACUGGGUUUGGAGGGCAGGGUGGAGAGAGCUGGCAACUACUGUGAGCAAGUUCCCCAACCCCUGACCAGCCUCCUCCCAUGACUGGUGACUGUUUAAUGAGCUGUGCGACCCCCACAAAAACAAGAGUGCCCCUCUGUGUGGCCUCUGUCCCUCUGCACAGCCCCUUCCCGGUGACCCUCACCAGAUCUCUGAACUGGUUGGGGGAGCCAUCCUGGUAAUCACUGCCCAUUCCACUCACCCCUCACUGCACCUGCCCCAGAACCUGGGCCUAGGCCAGAGGGGCAGGGGGAAGAGAAGGCAUUAGUAGGAAAAAAAUAGAAAAAAAAAAAAAAUGAACAGACUCAGCUUUGGGACUUCCAACCACAAAAGAAAUUAUAUAUAAAUAUAUAUAAAUAUAUAUCUCUACCAUAUGUGAUGGAAAGACUUCGUUUUCUUUUCCCAAAGAAAUAAAAUGCAGAAAGCCUCUUGAGUGGCA